AGAGCAGGAAAAAAUGGAUAAAUUCUUCAUGGUUUCCAUUUUUGGUUUGCUAAUAGCAGUGCAUGCAGCUGCCGGAAACAUGGUACUUGACACUCUUUCUGUGCUUGGAGAGCUUGAGAACCUCGACAUUGAAGAAGACGAUCAGGUGGAACUUUUUGAUAUGCCAUCAAUGACAAGUAACCGCGGUUGCAAGGUUCUUGUAAAUGUGGAUAGCUUCGGUGCUGUUGGAGAUGGAGUGGCUGAUGACACCCAGGCCUUCAAAAAUGCGUGGAACACAGCCUGCUCGACGCCAAAGUCAGUUUUCUUGGUUCCUUCAGGACGGCGUUAUUUAGUUAAUGCAACAAGAUUUCAGGGGCCGUGUGCUGAAAGGUUGGUCAUUCAGAUUGACGGAACAAUAGUCGCUCCAGAUGAGCCUAAAAACUGGGAUGUGAAUCUCCCACGACUCUGGCUUGAUUUCUCGAAGCUCGAAGGGGUCCUUUUCCAGGGGAGUGGAGUCAUUGAUGGCUCAGGAAGUAAAUGGUGGGCUGCUUCUUGCAAAAAGAACCACUCAAAUCCUUGCAGAGGAGCACCAACAGCAUUAACUAUAGAUAGCAGCUCAGCUGUUAGGGUAAAAGGCCUCACUAUUCAGAACAGCCAACAGAUGAAUUUUGUCAUUUCUCGAUCUCAAUCCGUGAGCAUAUCUGAGGUACUAGUCUCAGCCCCUGGAGACAGUCCAAACACUGAUGGAAUCCAUAUCACUGGUUCCACUAAUGUUGUACUCCAAGACUGCAAAAUUGGAACAGGUGAUGAUUGCAUUUCAAUUGUCAAUGGUAGCUCUGCUAUCAAGAUGAAAAGAAUUUAUUGUGGACCUGGACAUGGAGUCAGUAUCGGAAGCCUUGGCAAGGACAACUCGACAGGCAUAGUCACAAAAGUGGUCUUGGAUACAGCAUUCCUUAGAGAAACUAUGAAUGGCCUCAGGAUUAAGACUUGGCAGGGGGGUUCCGGUUAUGUUCGCGGGGUACUUUUUGAAAAUGUUAGGAUGGAAGAUGUUGCAAAUCCCAUAAUUAUUGAUCAGUUCUAUUGUGAUUCCCCCAAAACCUGCCAAAACCAGACAUCAGCUGUGAAAAUAAGCGAAAUCAUGUACCAGAACAUUACUGGGACUACAAAGAGCUCAGAAGCAAUGAAAUUCGCCUGCAGUGACAGUGUCCCCUGCAGCAACAUAGUCUUGAGUAAUAUCAACUUAGAGAACAAGGAUGGAACGGUCGAGACCUACUGCAAUUCUGCCCAAGGUUUCGGGUAUGGCUUUGUGCAUCCUUCAGCAGACUGCCUGAGUUCCCAGGACAACAAAGAUGCUGAGCUAGUAGAAAUCACAGCAGACGAUAUCAUAAUUCACACUGAGCUCUGAGGCUCCUACACUCCUAUAGGCACCAAAAUAUUUAUGUGAACGUAUAUAUACCUGGUAAAUGGACGUUAGAUAAGACUAGUAUAGGUUGAGGAGGAUUGAGGUGACCAAGAAAACAUUUUUUUGUGGGAAGUUAUGGAUACUACAUGUUAUACAGAAACUGCGCUAGUACAGAAAGGCAACUAGACGAUGCAAUUAAUAUUUAAGAAAAAAAUGAAUUUAUUA
Messenger RNA from Mangifera indica (mango), 1606 nucleotides. RefSeq names its product probable polygalacturonase At1g80170. Gene Ontology annotation, biological process: carbohydrate metabolic process. NCBI's taxonomy places the organism in Eukaryota, Viridiplantae, Streptophyta, Magnoliopsida, Sapindales, Anacardiaceae. Gene Ontology annotation, molecular function: polygalacturonase activity. Bases 14 to 1384 code for a protein of 456 amino acids. The transcript is spliced from 9 exons. The record is from RefSeq and is a predicted model, not a curated record.